Messenger RNA from Paraphaeosphaeria sporulosa, 3253 nucleotides. RefSeq lists its product as uncharacterized. NCBI's taxonomy places the organism in Eukaryota, Fungi, Ascomycota, Dothideomycetes, Pleosporales, Didymosphaeriaceae. The transcript is spliced from 4 exons. Gene Ontology annotation, molecular function: zinc ion binding. Bases 192 to 3044 code for a protein of 950 amino acids. The record is from RefSeq and is a predicted model, not a curated record.
CAUCCACUCCCCAUCGCCCCCUCCGCCCGCCUUCCCGACACCGUCCAUCCUUGGGUCUCUCAGUGCCAGCAUCUCAACAGCGCCUCUUUCGUGUGCUCGCCAAAACGACGAGCUGCAGCACUCUCUCCUCACCUAUCCAUCCCGCCUGCUGAGCGUUCCGUCGCUGCCAGCCUGACUCGCAGCUGCCCGCCAUGGCGACCAACGUCCCGGUGACGCUGGACACGCUGAUCGUGGUCAAGAUCCAGGUGCACGGCGCCAACCGCCGCUUCAAGGUCCCGCUGCGUGAUCUCGGCGCGAAUGUCUUCCCUGAGAAGCUCCGCCAUCUCCUGCAGGUUCCUCCGGGCCAGGAAGUCAUCUUCGAGCGUUACUCCGACAGCGCCGGCGCCUACGUCACCCUCGACGCCAACAAGCCUCAGGUCUACAAGACGCUCUUCCGCGCUGCCAAGGCGAAGCUCAAGCUGCGUCUGCGCGCCACCAUCCCAGGCCAGGAGAACGAGCCUGCUCCGGCUCCUCCGUCUGCCCCAGUGCACCAGCCACUGUCCACUCCGCCCAGCUCGCUUCAUCGCAUGAGCGCCGAGACCCUGUCACCUCCGCGUGCCGAGGCCACACUACCCCCGCCACUCAUCGCCCACUCGAGCACUCUCUUCUCUACUGCAUCGCAAUCGAUGGCUGCUCAGACCAGCCCCGUCUCGCCCGUGGUAGCUGACGCCGAGGUCAAGGGCGAGGCGCCUGUGCCCCGUCCCUUCACUGCUACCACUGCUACCCAGCUUAGCGCCCGUCAGAGCUUCUUCAGCAGCCUUGCAGCUGGCUCGCGCAACGCUGACCUGGCCUUCCGCCCCAAGAUGGAGACCGUGCAGACCUCCUGGGUCGUCUACUGCAACAACUGCAACAUCGCCAUGGAAGAUGAGCACUACCACUGCAGCAUCUGCGACCACGGCGAUUAUGACCUGUGCCCCUCCUGUGUAGAAUCUGGCAUUCACUGCCCCGGCUCUGGCCACUGGAUGGUCAAGCGAUUCGUCAAGAACGGAAGCGUUGUCAACAGCAACACCGAGCGUCUGACGCCUAGAAAGCCUCAGGCAGAACACGAGAUGCCAGGAGCAUUCACUGAGGAGAAGCAGUCCGUGCCCGAAGUCGUUCAGAAGCAGGAGGCUGAGGAGCCUACCCGAACCUGCAACUGCUGCGUUCAGAUUCUUCACGAACGCGAGUUCGUUACGUGCACCAUUUGCGACGAUUACGACCUUUGCAUGCAAUGCCACAUCGACAACAAGCACGGCCACCACCCUGGCCAUGCUUUCAAGGCCGCCACUGAGCAGACUUCCAUGCCCGCUCUUGCCGACUUCUUGUGCAAUGCUGGCCGCAAUGUCCGCCACUCUGCCGUCUGUGAUGGCUGCGAGAAGUUCAUUUACGGCGUGCGCCACAAGUGCUUGAACUGCCCCGAUUGGGACUUCUGCUCUGAGUGCAUCAAGAGCGCUAAGUUCAUACACCCUGCACACCGCUUCGUUCCCAUCUAUGAGCCUUUGGCUGAGCCAGUGAGCAGCGGCAACCGCCACUACGGCAUUUACUGCGAUGGUCCGCUCUGCAAGGACAAGGAGGGCAUAUCACACAUUGAAGGCAUCCGGUACAAGUGCGCUAUCUGCCAUGACACCGACUUCUGCGCCAACUGCGAGGCCCACCCCUCCAACAGGCACAACCAGACCCAUCCUCUGCUCAAGUUCAAGCGUCCUGUACGCAGCGUUAACGUCACCACCUUGAACGAGGACAAGGACAGCAAGUCAAUCACUCGGGUUGGCGACCGCGAGGACCCUAGGCGGUCAUUUUCAUCUGAGGCUGUCCCUGCCUCUCCUUCCAAUGCUGCUACCCAGGUCCAAACCAUCGUCGAUGUGAAGCCGACCGAGGAGCCUCAGCCCAAGACGACCAAGGAUAAGAUUGAGAUCCGUGAUCUCCUUUCUGAGCCCAUCAUGGAGAAGGUCCCCGUGACUGUUCCCGUACCCGUAAAGGAGACCGAGAAGGAGGCCACAGCUUCAGCUGAGUUUGAUGCCCACUUUGUUCGUGACUCUAUCGCGGACGGCACCAAGGUCUGCUCCGGAUUUCAGUUCGUGCAGGUGUGGACACUCCGCAACCCUGGACCCAACUCUUGGCCUGCUGGUUGCAGCGUUCGUCACGUUGGCGGCGACAACAUGCUCGACCUUGACAACACCCGCGCUUUGAGCCAGAGCGAGCUUGCAGAGGCUAGUGAGAGUAACGUCAUCGGCCGCUCUGUGGCUCCCGGCGAGGAGGUCGCCUUCCGCAUCGUCCUCAAGGCGCCCGUCCGUGAAGGCACCGCCAUCUCAUACUGGCGUCUCAAGACCGCCGAGGGCAUGCCGUUCGGUCACCGUCUCUGGUGCGACAUUCAGGUAACCAGCCCGCCGGCUCCCGCCUCUCCGCUUGCGCAGGCUCCGGUUGAUGCUGAGGCUUCCACCUUGUCCGUUUCUGAUCAGACGCUUCAACAACAGGCUCUUAGGCGUUUGGAGCAAGUCCACCAGAAGAUGAGCGAGUUGAGCGAGAGGGAGGCUCUUUCCAAGAUCGAGGCGGAACGUCUGCUUCGCAUCCAAAAGGUUCGCAAGGCUGCCGUCGAGCGUGUUAUGGAGGCUCGUCGUAGGGAGCAGGACCUCGCUCUUCGCAUCAAGGCUGUCCGGGCGCUUGAAAACGCUCCCGAGAUGCCCAUCAAGGCUGAGACUGCUGAGCUUCCCGCCGAGAAGGAGGUUCCUGAGAAGGUCGUGGAGAAGGAGGCCGAGAUUGGUUCCAAACCCGAGGUAGCGCCCCACUCAUCGGGCAUGAUCUUCCCCCAACUUGACAAGGAGUCACCUGCCUCAAGCACCCACGAGGCUGUGGCCGCUCCCCCGGAUUCUCCCCGCCCUGCUAGCGUCACCACUGCCACUGUGUCUGACGAAGACUUCUUCGAAGAUGCUGAGAGCGUUGAGCUUAUCUCUGACGAGGAGGACGAUGGCUUUAUGACAGACGAAGAGUACGAUAUUUUGGAGUCCGCCGACGAGAGCUUCCCGUGAGCUGGCUAGCUUGGAAAUGGUUCUUGGCUUGAAACGGUAUGCUGCUAGACUGUAAGGCCUACUCAACUGCAUAUCUCACUGGUACUAUCAGCACCCUUGGGCAUUCAACGCCACUUCAUGGCGUUUCUCGGGUUCAAAUGGAUAUCAUCGCGGGUCAUGGGGAGUUUAAGGUUUGGUUAAGGUGCCCACAGAUCACACUCUUUCACGGC